Molecule: messenger RNA, 1383 nt
Organism: Zonotrichia albicollis (white-throated sparrow)
Lineage: Eukaryota; Metazoa; Chordata; Aves; Passeriformes; Passerellidae
Source: RefSeq, a predicted model, not a curated record
GUGGAUUUUUGGCGUCACCCCAACCGCCUUGGCCACCCCGUGGACCUGCGGGUGCCCUUCCCCAGCCUCCAAGGAGUCAAAAAAUUCCUGGAUUUCCAUAAUUUUUCCUACAGCAUCAUGAUUGAGGAUGUGCAGGAAUUAUUGGAUGAAGAAAAGGAAAGCAUGAGGAGGUCUAGGAGGGUGAAGAGAAGCUCCAGGAUGUUUGAUUUUGCCUCCUACCACACCAUAGAUGAGAUCUACGAGUGGAUGGAUGUCCUGGUGGAGGAUCACCCCAGGCUGCUCAGCAAGGUCCAGGUGGGGCAGAGCUACGAGCAGCGGCCCCUGUACGUGCUGAAGUUCAGCACCGGGGGAUCGAACCGCCCGGCCAUCUGGCUGGACACCGGCAUCCACGCGCGGGAAUGGAUCACCCAAGCCACCGGCGUCUGGACGGCCAACAAGAUCGCCAAGGAAUACGGGCAGGACCCCUCUGUCACGGCCAUCCUGGACAGCAUGGACAUCUUCCUGGAGAUUGUCACCAACCCUGAUGGCUUUGCCUUCACCCACAGCUCCAACCGCCUGUGGCGCAAGACCAGGUCCAUCAACGCCGGAUCCCGCUGUGUGGGAGUGGAUCCCAACAGAAAUUGGGAUGCUGGGUUUGGAGGUGCUGGCUCCAGCAGCAAUCCCUGCUCCGAGACCUACCAUGGCCCUCACGCCCACUCCGAGCGGGAAGUGAGAGCCAUCGUGGAUUUCAUCCGCGCCCACGGCAACGUCAAAUCCGUCAUCUCCAUCCACAGCUACUCCCAGAUGCUGCUCUUCCCCUAUGGAUACAGGAGGGCGCCCGCGCCCGACCACCAGGAAAUGAAUGAACUGGCCAAGAAGGCCGUGAGCGACUUGGCCGCCGUGUUUGGGACAAAAUACACCUACGGCAGCAUCGCCAACACCAUCUACAUGGCAGGAGGCACCACCAUCGACUGGGCCUACGACAACGGGGUGAAAUAUUCCUUCACCUUGGAGCUGAGGGACUCGGGGCGCUACGGGUUCCUCCUGCCCAGCUCCCAGAUCGUCCCCACUGCCACCGAGACGUGGCCGGCGCUGCUGGACAUCAUGGUGCACGUCCUGGAGCACCCAUACUGACCCAGCACCGCCCCCAGCGCUCCCUGCUCUCAAUAAACCCUCAUGGACAUUCAGUGGUUUCAAGCACGCUCAUUAUUUUUCAUGCUAAUCUCCAAAGAAAGGGUGGAAAAGGACUCCCAGUCCUGCAGGUGUUGAUUUUCCCCUCGUGGCUUUGGCUCAAAGUCCCCAUCCUUUGGAGCCAACAGCCAGCAUGGGAGGAGGAGAUAGGGUUUUUUGGGCAAGCAACCCCAAAUUUGUGGGGUUUUGAGCAGCUUUGCUCGAUCAUCCUUU